UUGCCAUGGCCACUAGCCUACGCUACAAGGGCUGAGCCGGGCGCGGCGAGAGAGGCGCAUUUCAGCACCACCGCCGCCGUGGACAGCAGCUCCGGCGCGCCUCCUGGGGCUCCCCUCUCCUCUCCUCCUCUCCUCCUCUCUCUCUCUCCUUCCUUCCUUCUUUCCUCCCUCCCUCCUUCCUUCCUUGGGCUCCGAGGGGGCCCUUCUCUUUCUCUCUCUCUCUCUCUCUCUCUGCCCCACCCGGCGGGGCGGAGGAGGAGAAGAAGGAGGAGAAGAAGAAGGAGGAGAAGGAGAAGAAGAAGAAGAAGGGCAGCCCUGCCGCCAACAGGACAUCCCGCAUUCUCCAGUGAGGCUCAUGCUUUCCUCGGCUCCAAGAUGACCACCCCUAAUUUUGCCACAGCGUCCAGUGUAUCAUCAUUGCGUUGACUCUCCAGGAGCACAUGCUUGGCAAGACCCUUCCAUCUUUACCACCUGAUUUCAUGAUGACUGAGGGUUUAGAUAAGAGAUUCAGUUGUCUCACCUGGGAACAGCUUCAAAUCCUGGAUCAAGUGCUCACAGAGGUGAUCCCCAUUCAUGGAAGAGGGAAUUUUCCAACACUGGAGGUAAAGCCAAAGGACAUCAUCCGGGUGGUCAAAGAGCAGCUGAUCAAGAAGCAGAUUGUCAUCCGGGACAUACGCCUGAACGGCUCCACGGCGAGUCACAUCCUCGUUAAGCAAAAUGGGACCAGCUACAAGGACCUGGACAUCAUUUUCGGGGUCGAGCUUCCAAGCGAGCAAGAGUUCCAAGUGGUGAAGGAGUCUGUUUUGAAUUGCCUCUUGGACUUCUUACCCAAAUGUGUCAACAAGGAGAAGAUCACAGCCCAGACCAUGAAGGAUGCCUAUGUCCAGAAGAUGGUCAAAGUGUCCACAGAUCAUGAUCGGUGGAGCCUCAUCUCCUUGUCAAACAACAGUGGCAAGAACGUGGAACUCAAAUUUGUCAACUCUCUUAGACGGCAGUUUGAGUUUAGUGUUGAUUCCUUUCAGAUUAUCCUGGACUCCGUGCUGGAUGUUUACAGUGAUGGAGACAGCAAAUUGUCUGAGGAUGCUCACCCAUGUGUUAUUGCUGAGAGCAUGUACGGAGAGUUUGAUGAGGCCAUGGACCACUUGAAGUACAAACUGAUCGCCACAAGGAACCCUGAAGAGAUCCGUGGUGGAGGCCUUUUGAAAUACAGCAACCUCCUGGUUCGGGAUUUUAAACCAGCCGAUGAGGCCAAAAUCAAAUCCUUGGAACGUUACAUGUGUUCUCGGUUUUUCAUCGACUUCCCCGAUGUGGCUGAGCAGCAGCGGAAGAUUGAGUCAUACCUACGGAACCACUUCAUCGGGGAAGAGAAGAGCAAGUACGACUACCUGAUGACUCUGCGCGCCGUCGUGAAUGAAAGUACGGUCUGCCUCAUGGGGCACGAGCGAAGGCAGACGCUGAACAUGAUCACCAUCCUGGCUCUCAAAGUGCUCGGAGAGCAGAAUAUCCUCCCCAACACAGCCAACGUGACGUGCUACUAUCAGCCCGCUCCGUACAUCAGCGACAGGAACUUCAACAAUUAUUAUAUUGCGCAUGGACAGCCCCCCAUUAUCUACCAGCCCUACUCCUUUCACAUACACAUGCAAAGUGGCAUGGUGUAGUAGACCACAGCGCCUCCUUGCCUUACAUCAAUGUCUGCCCGUUCUCCCUCCUUAACCCUUUCCCUCUUCUCCCUCUCCGUUAUUCUCUUCAAAAUAAACCCCGUGUUAAAGCAAAUUUUCCUAUCACUUUUGAUUUUCAGGACAUUUUUUUGUGUGUGCGUGUGCCCAAGUGCAUGUGUGACGUGGCAAAGCACCUUGGGUGCGUCAGGCACUCAUAUGUCUCUCAGGCUGCUCUUGAAGUGUUGACUUAACAUGUUGGAUGAGUUUGAUUUAAAACAAUUGUGUCUUGAAUUCACAACAAGUGUCCUAAAAGUGUUCUUGCAUGUCUUUAUGUACUUUCUCUCUCUCUUCUGUAUUGCAGUAAUUCAAAAGGCUAGGCCUCCGCUGGGUGGACGCCACUGACUAUAAUGUUACAAAAUUCGGAAGUUUGUAGUAUUCCUUGACAAGACGUGCAAGGGACUAUGGGUUGGUUCUGAUGUGAAGUCUAUAUUCCUACCUCUCUUUCCGGUGCUGUGCAUUCCUAUAGAGUUCAGAAGGUGAUAGGCAAAACCCAUUUGGAUGCAGGGAUGUGGGUGAGGUUGUGUGAUUUAAUCUAGAGCAGGGCUUCUUAAACAUGUUCCACUUGGAACCCCUUUUUGCCUGAUAGAUUUAUUAUUUUAUUUACGUCAUUAUAUGGAGCCCCCGGUGGCACAGUGGGUUAAACCCUUGUGCUGGCAGGACUGAAGACCGACAGGUCACAGGUUCGAAUCCGGGGAGAGUGCAGAUGAGCUCCCUCUGUCAGCUCCAGCUCCCCAUGUGGGGACAUGAGAGAAGCCUCCCACAAGGAUGGUAAAACAUCAAAACAUCUGGGCGUUCCCUGGAAAACGUCCUUGCAGACGGCCAAUUCUCUCACACCAGAAGCAACUUGCAGUUUCUCAAGUCGCUCCUGACACAAAAGAAAAAAAAAGAAGUCAUCUUUAUUCCGCUCAUUUCAGCCCCAAGGCGACUCAGGGCAGCAUACCGAACUGGCACAAUUAGAUGCCAUAUACAUACACAUACAUAUCUCAGAUUAUCUUCAAUAUUUUUUCACUCAUGCUUUGUUUGUAGCCUGAAGUGGCUGAACAUAACUCUGUUGGCUCUCCCUUUUUCCUGGAUUCAUAUCAAUGCCUAAAACAGCCACUAAGUGGCAAGCUUCACACUUGUUUCAUUCAGUUAAAGGACCCCAAAUAAGGGUGUGACCCCCAGUUUAAGAAGCCUUGUUCUACAGCAGGAGUUCUUGAAGUUCACUCUUACAGGUACUUUGGACUUCAAUUCCCAGAAGCCAAAAGUGUCUUUUCCCCUUAGGGAUUCUGGGAGAUGAAGCUGAAAUACCGGAAGGUUCAUGCUUUCGGAACCAUUGUUCUAGAGCAGUGAUUCUCAACCUGUGGGUCUCCAGGUGUUUUGACCUACAGCUCUCAGAAAUCCCAGCCAGUUUACCAGCUGUUAGGAUUUCUGGGAGUUGGAGGCCAAUACAUCUGGGGACCCACAGGUUGGGAACCACUGUUCUAGAGGUUCUGAAUCAGAGUGGUUCUGUUCCACAAAUGAUUUUGAAAAGUCCGGAUGGCCCCUUUUGUAAAUGAAAAUAUAUAGGGCACAAUUUGGAAGGUUCUCUAUGUAUUGUUGAAGGCUUUAAUGGUUGGAAUCACUGGGUUGAUGUAGG
This is a messenger RNA of Anolis sagrei ordinatus, 3336 nucleotides long. RefSeq names its product terminal nucleotidyltransferase 5D (gene TENT5D). Lineage: Eukaryota; Metazoa; Chordata; Lepidosauria; Squamata; Anolidae. Gene Ontology annotation, molecular function: RNA binding; poly(A) RNA polymerase activity. The record is from RefSeq and is a predicted model, not a curated record. Gene Ontology annotation, biological process: mRNA stabilization.